This is a messenger RNA of Rotaria sordida, 1761 nucleotides long. The record is from the annotation of a GenBank genome assembly. Lineage: Eukaryota; Metazoa; Rotifera; Eurotatoria; Philodinida; Philodinidae.
AUGAAGACUAUUUCAAUAUAUUUAAAUCAAAAUAAUAAUGGAAUUAAUCAAUCGAUAACAACAAAAACUUUACAUAGAAAUUUUAAAUAUUAUCAAAAUUAUGAUCUAGCUGCUGGUGAUAUUAAUAGAAAUGCGACUAUAUCUCAAAUCGAACAUGAACGAAAUAUAUGUGAAGAAGAAUUAUAUAGAUUACGUUAUGGAAUUGAAAAUUUAUUAGCUAAUAAAGAACAGCGUGAUUUUAAAAUACGACAACAAAAAAAUUUAACGAAUAUAAAAUAUCCAUUUCGGACAACGACGACUAAUAUAAACAAUUUAAAUAAUAAAAUUACCAGUUGGAUAGACCGAUGUACUCCUUGUUGUCGUCGUUGGAGACGAAAUAGACGUCAUAAUAAUAUUAUUAAUCCCAAUGGGUAUUCUCGUCGUCAGAUUUAUAAUGAUCAAAAUUAUGAUAAUGCUUCACAUAGAACUUCAAAAUCUUCACAACUUUAUAGUGAUUCAUUUAUUUCUACAUCACCAUCAAUAUCAUCACGUUAUACUGAUCCGAAUAGACGUCAAAAAAAGCGUAGUUUAAAACGAAGUAUUCGUAAAUUAAUAAAUCGUAUGACACCUAAUAAAAUGAAUGUUUCAAAUCUAUUAAAAUCGAAUAAUAUUAAUGAUCCUCUAUACAAUUCAUUAAUUCUUAAAAUACUUGAAGCAAAAGCAUUAGAUUGUCUUUGUACCGGAUAUUCAAAAGAAAAUACACGAAAACAAAUUUCAAAAGCAUUAAAUGAAAUGAAUCAAAGAAUUGGUGAACAACAAUUGAAUUCUAUAAGUGCUAUAUCAUCACCUUCUAGUAGUAAAUCAUCAAUAUUAACUUAUGAUAAAUUUCCUUCCUCUCCAUUUAAUACAACACAACCAUCGAAUGAAGAAAUAAGUUCUCUAUCAUCAUCAACUGAUACUGACAAACAAAAAAUUAAAAGCUCAUUGAAAUUAAAUGAAAACAUAAAAUUACCAAAGAAAAAAUCCAAAGUAACUAUUGUUAGCGAUAAAACAUCACAAUCAAAAAAUUCCAAAAAAACGAAAAGACCAUCUUCAAAACAUAGAAAAAAAAAUAAACAAAGUUCAAAACAAAAACGUAAACCAACUAAUACAGCAAAAAAACGAAGCAAAUCUCAAACUUCAAAUAAAAAACGAAACAAAUCUCGAACGUCAGAUAGAAAACGAAAUUCAUCUAAAUUAAAAAAAAAAGGUUCAUCAAAAUCUUCAUCAAGAAGUGGAAGUAACAAAAAACGACAAACAAAAACUAAACGACAUAGUAAACAGAAACAAACAAAACCAAAAUCAAAUAAUCAGAUGAAUGAUCAUGAAACAGUUAUGUUACCAAUAUUCAUGUAUCCUCAAUCAUAUCAAGAAUUUGAUUGCAUGGCAACAGAAGGAUCUAAUUAUUGUUAUAAUAUAUGUUGUGAGUUUCCUAUUCGAUCUCGUGUAAAAAUUUUCAUUAUUCGAUCAAUAAUUAUUUGGUGGAAUAAUUUUUCCAUAAUGCGUUUAUUAUCAAUUUUCUCCCUCUUCAUCUUUUGUUUAUCUUUAUUGAUGAUUAAUGGUGAGGUUGACUACAAUGUUGACUCAGGUCUCAAUGGAUGUGAAGACGCUUGUAGAGCAGCAUGCUUAGCACAUUGUCCUAAAGGAGGAUGUGAACACCCUGGUCCAACUUAUUCUUGGUCAUCAGGUAUAUGUUAUGGUUGUAAUUGUCCUGUUUUUCAUCCGGAUGAUGAACAUUGGUAA